Molecule: messenger RNA, 620 nt
Organism: Erythranthe guttata (spotted monkey flower)
Lineage: Eukaryota; Viridiplantae; Streptophyta; Magnoliopsida; Lamiales; Phrymaceae
Product: pathogenesis-related protein PR-1
Cellular component (GO): extracellular region
Source: RefSeq, a predicted model, not a curated record
CCGCCGCUGGUGUGGGACCAGAAGCUAGCGCAGUACGCGUCGUCCUACGCGAACCAGAGACGGGCCGACUGUGCGCUGCGGCACUCGAACGGGCCGUACGGGGAGAACAUUUUCUGGGGGAGCGGCGACGGGUGGUCGCCGUCGCAGGCGGCGGCGGCGUGGGUGUCGGAGCGGAGGGGGUACAACUACCGGUCGAACUCGUGCUCCGGCGGACAGCAGUGCGGGCAUUACACUCAGAUCGUGUGGAGGGACACCAGACGAAUCGGGUGCGCUCGUGUCGUCUGCGACGACGGCACCGGAGUUUUCAUGACCUGCAACUAUGAUCCGCCGGGGAAUUUCGUCGGAGAGAGGCCUUAUUGAAAACAAUUCAUUAUUAAUAUUCUAGUUUAUAUUUUAUUUUUAAUAUUUUUAUGUGCAAAUAAUAGUUAUACAUAUUUAAAAAAAAUAGAUAGAUAGAUACAAAUGUAUGUGACAUUUUAUUUUAUUUUAUAUUUUAUGUGCACAGAAAUAAAAUAAAAAUGUGUGAUGGCCAGUUGGUCACUUUACAGUAGAUUUUAUAAUAAUGUAUUUAUAUGUAAAAUGGAUUUUUUUUAGAAGGUGAAAUAUAUUUAAUUUGCAAA